AUGCAGAAAAAGUCGCACCCCAUUGUGAGGUGGUCCAAGCAGUUGAUGUUUGCCAUUGCAUUCGGCUACGUGCUACCCACCGUCUACGCUCUGGCUCUUGUCCUCUCAAAGGCCCUUAGCCUUCCAGCUGUCGAUAUGGGCUUCAUGCUCGUCGCCAACGUCUACGUCCAGGCUUUCGGUGCUGUCCUUGCGUCGCUGUCGAGCGCGUACAAGUGGAGAGAGGACCGCUUCACCGAUGACCUCGGUCCCGACAACGCGGUCCUUCCUGGCAUGCGCCACGCCAGCGAUCCCUUCGCCAAUGCCACUACGCCUAUGCGCAAUGCCCGCCAUGCGGCGGCUCUCGAUUCUGUCGUAUCAGAGUCGUAUGCACCUUCCAGGCACAACUUUAUCACCUCGCGCCUUUCCUCCUCGGAUUCAAGAAGAAACACUGCCAACACUCAGGCUUCGCAGGCGAACGCACCGGCGCUCACUCCCAUCCUCACUGGCGCCGCUUCUUCCAGCAGCGGCGGCAUGCAGUCUGGAAAUGUUUCGCCCAAAUCGUCCGGGCUUCGCCCUAGCGUCAGCGUCGACGACCACAGUCCCAACUCAAAGCGAGGCACUGCGCAGUUGAUCACCGAAACACCCGGAACAGCUGACGCCAUCUCGAUCGACUUUCCCGUCGCGUACGCUCUACAGCAGUACGACACGCGGCGCUCGUCGGAUGCGACACUGAUCGCACCCUCGGGCGGCCUGGACAAGUCGGAAGCGCCCGCUCGCAGGGGAAGCCUCUCGUCGCCAGACAGCAAGCAGGUUCUGAACCCGCAGAGUCGACCAGGCAGCAGUGGCACGGGGCGCAUGCAACGCCAUGGCUCGAGCCGGUCAGUGCCCCAGGACGGCAGUCUAGUCGAAGAGGAAGAGAUCGCCGCUACGCCCCCACCACCACCGCGCGAACUUUAG
Sporisorium graminicola is the source of this 936-nucleotide messenger RNA. RefSeq lists its product as uncharacterized. Bases 1 to 936 code for a protein of 311 amino acids. Lineage: Eukaryota; Fungi; Basidiomycota; Ustilaginomycetes; Ustilaginales; Ustilaginaceae. The transcript has a single exon. The record is from RefSeq and is a predicted model, not a curated record.